Cryptococcus amylolentus CBS 6039 is the source of this 898-nucleotide messenger RNA. RefSeq lists its product as hypothetical. The transcript has a single exon. The record is from RefSeq and is a predicted model, not a curated record. The coding region runs from base 1 to 333 and encodes 110 amino acids. Lineage: Eukaryota; Fungi; Basidiomycota; Tremellomycetes; Tremellales; Cryptococcaceae.
AUGGCACUCCCCGCCCUCGACGACUCCCCCACCCUCCCCCAGUCAGACCUCCCCUCUGGCCUCGAGCACCCCUCCCACCUCGCCUUCCUGCCAGCCCUGGCUUACCCUACUUACCCUACUAAACUGGCACAAACCCUCGAGGACAUUCCGUCGCGCUCGGCGUCACCGCUUUCUGCCGAGUACCUCCUCAGCACUGUGGCAGUAAAGGAUGCCUUUCCCAGCCUCGUGUUGGAGGCCAUCGACGGCGGCUCUGUCGAUGCUGGCACACGAGCAAGAGCAGCGCGUAAGGGCAAGUCGCCAGAGUCUACUCUCAACACCAAAACCAUUGGCUGACGCGAAAACAUGCAGGCCGUGUAGACAACACGAGGGUGAUCAUGGGCGGCUCGUGGCGACCGUUCACCCAGCCUGAUCGCCGGUCUUCAGACCCCGAAACUUUGCAGAGCACACAACGCCCGCCUCUCAAAAGCCACCACACGUCCCCGCCGAGCUUUUCCUCUGCAAGCUCAAGCAGCUCUGGCUCCGGGCCGAGCUCACCUGAGCAGCUGCUUUUUCCGGGCGGCUCUACUCGUUCGGCCAUGACUCGGACACGUAACCACACUGUCCCACCUCCUAUCCAGGUGCACAGCCACUCGCGGCCACUCACGCCUCUGCACUCGAUCCCCGAGACCCCCAAAGAUCUCGACGUCUCGCCAGAAGGUAGCUGGGCUUUGCGCCAGUCUCGGACCCUUGGUCGGUCGAGGUCGCACCCGAAUUUGCGCCUGGGCCAUCGCCAGCUUCUGAGCUCUGUGGAGGUGCAUGAUAUCAAGCUGAAAAGGAGCAUGUCUAGCUCUGGAGACAAGGGCGAUGCUGUGGAGAGGAAGAAGAAGGCCAUGUUGGCAGUCUUGCAGAUGCGUCGCGG